Molecule: messenger RNA, 399 nt
Organism: Guyanagaster necrorhizus
Lineage: Eukaryota; Fungi; Basidiomycota; Agaricomycetes; Agaricales; Physalacriaceae
Exons: 3
Coding region: 1-399 (132 amino acids)
Source: RefSeq, a predicted model, not a curated record
AUGGACUUUAUCCUUCUCGCCGACGAUGUGCUGAUCUGCACCAUCGCGUUUCUCUCUGUUCCAGAUAUUCUGCGACUCCGUCAGUGUAAACGGUUCGACGCAGUGACAAGGCUACCAAUCAUAUGGACCAACGCCUAUAAGCUCAACAUUCUGUCCAAUGACUAUCUUUUCCUGCUCGAUGAUAUCGAUCUUGAACAGCGCACGCUACACGCAUACCGACUCGCGUCACGAUGGCUCCCUGACUGUUCUCUAGAUCAAGUUCAUCCCAGGGUGGCAGCACAAAUGGCUGCUGACCGCAUCCAAGGGGCCACGGUCAAUCCUAACGAUCUGGGACUCGUGGAGGCGCACAAGUGCUCGAAAUGGUCCCACACCGGAACGGCGUUGGAUUCAGGGAUGUGA